Messenger RNA from Paramecium pentaurelia, 258 nucleotides. The record is from the annotation of a GenBank genome assembly. NCBI's taxonomy places the organism in Eukaryota, Ciliophora, Oligohymenophorea, Peniculida, Parameciidae.
AUGGAAAUCUAAUAAAAUCAUACGUAGUAUUCCUACAUUAAUUCACAGAAAUAAUAUAAUUCUCAACAUCAAUAAUAAGAAUCAAUGGAAUCAAUUACUAAAGAAUAUCAAAUUAUCAUGAAUAAAUUUUAAUAAGAAAUUUUUUUAAAGAAGCAAAACAGCAAAGAAAAAAAUGAAAAAAAUGAAAAAAGAUCUGAAAGACUUAAAAACAUUCCAACCUUUACAAAUUUAUUACAACGAACAUAACUUGAUAGAUGA